AUGGCUUGCGAAAUCAUGAAUAUAACUCGUGUCUGGUCAGUGGCUAUGGCGUGCCUCUGCUACUGUCAUUUUGUGUCUGCCCGACUGCCCCAGGGCAAGUGGAGGCUCAUUUCUCUUUUGCCCGUUUUCCCCAUUUUCGCGGCCCUUCCCCUCCACACCACCUCGGCCUUCUUCACGGCUCUCACAGCCUUCUCUAUCACCUGGCUCGCCACUUUCAAGCUGCUCCUCUUCGCCUUCGACGCAUCCCAGCCGUCGUCGAUCCCCGCUUUCAUCGCCACCGUCGCUCUCCCUUUUAGGGUCAGACCCAAAAACGCCCCAUCAAGGCCCCACAAGAAACUUCCCCUAAAUCUAGCCACCGAAAUCCCCAUCGCCGCCUCCUUGAUUUCGAUAUUAUCUAAUUAUAAGGACAGGAUCGGUCCCAAUCCUGUGCUUCUCGCGUAUUGUUGUCUGGUCUUUCUGAUGGUGGACAUUGUGGUCGAGAUCUCGAGCUCAGCGGGCCGGGCCCUGCUGGGCCUGGAGCUCGAGCCCGCCUCGGACGAACCCUACCUCGCGACCUCGCUCCGCGAGUUUUGGGGCCGGCGGUGGAACCUGACCGUCAACGACGUGCUCCGCCGGACGGUGUACCGGCCGGUCAGGUCGGCGGCGGGCGGCGGCCGAUGCGCGGCGAUGGCGGCGGUGAUGGGGUCCUUCCUCGUCUCUGGCCUGAUGCACGAGCUCCUGUUCUGGUAUGUCACCCGGGCAUGGCCGUCGUGGGAAAUGACGGCCUUCUUUGUGCUCCACGGGGCCUGCGUGGCGGCGGAGUUCGGUCUGGGGGCGGCCGGCCGGGACAGGUGGCGGCUGCCGUGGUUUGUAGGGGGCCCACUGACGAUAGGGUUCGUGGUGGGGUCGAGUUCAUGGCUCUUCUUCCCGCCAUUGGUUAGGAACGGUGCGGAUGUGAGGGUGAUUGAGGAGUUCAGGUAUGUGGCGAAGGUUGUGAAGGGCAAUAUUGUCAAUUUCUUGUGCUUCGUUGGCUCGAGACAGGAUUGA
Messenger RNA from Striga asiatica, 1026 nucleotides. The record is from the annotation of a GenBank genome assembly. NCBI's taxonomy places the organism in Eukaryota, Viridiplantae, Streptophyta, Magnoliopsida, Lamiales, Orobanchaceae.